Molecule: messenger RNA, 2993 nt
Organism: Haliotis rufescens (red abalone)
Lineage: Eukaryota; Metazoa; Mollusca; Gastropoda; Lepetellida; Haliotidae
Product: adhesive plaque matrix protein 2-like
Exons: 15
Coding region: 350-2899 (849 amino acids)
Biological process (GO): heterophilic cell-cell adhesion; cell communication; establishment or maintenance of epithelial cell apical/basal polarity
Cellular component (GO): protein-containing complex; plasma membrane
Molecular function (GO): calcium ion binding
Source: RefSeq, a predicted model, not a curated record
UGCCUCAUAGGCAUUAUUUCAGCCAUAUACCGACGCCUACAUAAAGACAACUUAAGGUCCCAGUACAAGUCGAAUUUGGGACGAACGUAUCUAUUUCUCGUUUUGAGCCAACAAUUACAUGUAUAUAUCUUAUUGCUUCCUUCAAUGUUAUUUCCGAUCACAUUUUGUUCUUGUAUGUAUGAGGGUACAUCGUUACUGUAUCACAGUUCCUGCACAAAGAUGAGUUACAUGUACAAGGAAACAAGGGACGUCAUAUUUGGAACGAGCAUUAAUGGCGGGGUAGCCAAUCCCGUUGUCAAGUCGUUCAAAACCUUACAGACAGGCGCUGUAUUUGAGGCUAAAGUGGGUGAUGAGUACUGGGGGUACACCACUUCCUCUAGAUGAGAUGACGACACCUCUACCGCCGUCUCACAAUGGCACCAACAUCACUCUCACUGACAAAGAUGCAAGAAACUGCACAAAGAUGAGCGACCAAUACAAGGGCACACGGGACGUCAAAUUUGGGUCUAGCAUUAAUGGCGGAAUAGCCAAUCCCAUCGUCAAGCCGUUUACUUCGUUACAGACAGGCGCUAUGUUUGAGGCUAAAGUUGGUGAUGAUUACUGGCUGUCAAACACACCACUUCCUCUAGAUGACAUGACGACACCUCUACCGCCGUCUCACAAUGGCGCCAACAUCAUUCUCACUGACAAAGAUGCAAGAUUAACUCUGACCAUCACUGUGACCUGUGACCCCCACUACUAUGGACCCAGGUGUUCUGUCCUGUGUGACCCAGGACCAGCAGAUCACUACACGUGUGGCCCGGAUGGGUCGAAAAGGUGCGUUAAAGGGUACGGCGGUUUAUAUUGUGAGACAACACCAUGCAGAGCCUCAACCUGUAAGAAUAACGGAACGUGUCGCAUUAACGGAACAGGACACCAAUGUGAGUGUGCGCCUGGCUACAGCGGCAUCUCGUGUGAGACCACCCCCUGCACCAGCAAUCAUUGUAAGAAUCAAGGAACAUGUCGUCCUACUGGGUCAACGUUCAACUGUUCCUGUCCAUCUGGAUUUAACGGCACACUUUGUCAGACCACCCCCUGUUCAAGCAAUCCCUGUCAGAAUCAAGGAACAUGUCGUCCUACUGGGUCAUCGUUCAGCUGUUCCUGUCCAUCUGGAUUUAACGGCACACUUUGUGAGACAACUCCCUGCGUCAGCAAUCCUUGUCAGAAUCAAGGAACAUGUCGUCCUACUGGGUCAACAUUCAACUGUUCCUGUCCAUCUAGAUUUAACGGCACACUUUGUCAGACCACCCCCUGUUCAAGCAAUCCCUGUCAGAAUCAAGGAACAUGUCGUCCUACUGGGUCAACGUUCAACUGUUCCUGUCAAUCUGGAUUUAACGGCACACUUUGUCAGACCACCCCCUGCACAAGCAAUCCCUGUCAGAAUCAAGGAACCUGCCAUGCCACCGGGUCAAAUAUCACAUGUUCAUGUCCUCCAGGAUUUAGUGGGGUGCACUGUGAUAGAAGGGUUGUCAUGUCUACACUACAGAUGAUGUUUACAAAGCCUAUACCUGAUGUUAAAACUCAAAGUACAAGAACCUCUCCAACCACAGGUUUUGAAAAGUGUCUUUGCAAGAAUGGCGGCUCCUGUACAAAGGAAGAGAACGGCGUUGGCUGUGAUUGUACCUCAGGGUUCACUGGGCGGUAUUGUGAGACAGUGAUAGGGCUUUGUUCAGAUAGUCUUUGUAAGAAUGGAGGCACGUGUGUUGAGAAGCGAGGAAACCGCACCUGCCUCUGUCCACGUGGUUUCACAGGUGACACGUGUGAACACGUCGACCAUUGUAUCGUCAAUCGUUGUCAUCAAGGAACAUGCGUCAACAGCGGACACCAUUUUGUGUGUCGAUGUCACCCUGACUAUUCUGGUCAUCGAUGUGAAAUUCACAACCCCUGUCAUCAAAACGGCCCUUGUUUGAAUGGAGGGAUAUGUUUAGUGCAGGCACAGAAAGCCACGUGUCACUGCCGAAUUGGAUUUACUGGCUCUACAUGCGAAACAACGGUCAAAGGUUGUCCCGACAACAUCAGUAACUGUGAGUUUGCGGAGUGUCCAGAUCUUAACCCUGCUCGAUGUGUGCGUUGUCGGGCUGGCUACACGCAGGUUGAGGGAAGAUGCCAAACCUGUCCACCCCACACCCCCAUCCUGCACUGCGAGGAAGAGGCAUCAGUCGGGUGUCUCUUCUGGUGGUGCAACAGGUGCGAGCAGGGGUUUUACCGUGAAGCCACUGCGUGUGAAGUCUGUCCCCGUCUCCACGCCGGAUGUCGGGAUCACGUCUGCUCCUCCACUGAUGACGUCAGAUGUGUCAGUUGUCAUCCGGGCUUCUUCCUAGCUGGGAGCACGUGUAAGGAAUGCCCUUCCCCAAACCCAACAUGCGACGAAGUCAUCUGUAGUGAUGCCAAUGACGUGACAUGCACCAAGUGUAAAGAUGGAUACUUAGAAGUAGACGGCCAAUGCAUUCCGUGUCCGUCCACGAUCCUGAUCCCUGACUGUGUGGACGUAGGCAGAGACGGCUGCUUCAAACACUGGUGUAGGAAGUGUGCUCCUGGCUUUUUCAUCAGCGGAACAGCUUGUGAUGUUUGCGCCUUAACCAACGCGGGUUGUCAAAUGGCUGAGUGUAAUUCCACCGAAGACUCGCGCUGUGUCCGAUGUUUCCAUGGUUACGAAUUACAAGGUGGAACCUGCACACAUUCCCAUGACAACGGACCGAGUACUAUUUCCAGCCAGUGUGUGGAUCAUCUAAACGCCGACUGUGCCUCCCUACAGUCAUCUCUCAAUGUCUGCUCAGAACCGAGUACGGCCUGUCGCUCCUGCCCUCGGUACUGCAACAUGUGUCACACGUGCACCCAGGGAGUACCUAUAAUUGGAUAAUGAAGCAAUGUUAACUGUGCGAAAAGAAUCAUUUAAGAGUGCUUAUAUAAUAUAUUAUAUAUGGUAUACAUAAUAAAACCGUAAAAAACAUCAA